AUAUAUAUAUAUAUAUAUCAAUUUAUUGAUCACAUGACCGGUAUAUAUAUUGUCAAUUAUUCUUUGAAUACUGUUGACAUAAUAUCUCAGAUAUUUUGUGUUGGAGGAGUUUCAAACAUAUCCCUCUUCAAAGUCCCUAGGGACCCAGGAAUGCCAGAAAACGUUUUAUCCAGUCAACGUUGUAUGGAAUCUUCUCAGAAACAUAUAGAAAAUGCAGAAUUGCAAGCUACGGUUUUGAUUGGAUAUUUACCUAUGAUGUUACUAUAUUUAGUAUGGUUCCGGAAAUUUCAAGAAGCUCCAGGUCGCAUUUAACUACAAACACCCUCUUUUUUUCUGUACAAAAGCCAACCUUGGAGUAAAGCGUUCUUUUUGCA
Messenger RNA from Schistosoma rodhaini, 374 nucleotides. Lineage: Eukaryota; Metazoa; Platyhelminthes; Trematoda; Strigeidida; Schistosomatidae. The record is from the annotation of a GenBank genome assembly.